Cladophialophora yegresii CBS 114405 is the source of this 1014-nucleotide messenger RNA. RefSeq lists its product as uncharacterized. Gene Ontology annotation, cellular component: mitochondrial large ribosomal subunit; ribosome. Gene Ontology annotation, molecular function: structural constituent of ribosome. The coding region runs from base 1 to 1014 and encodes 337 amino acids. Lineage: Eukaryota; Fungi; Ascomycota; Eurotiomycetes; Chaetothyriales; Herpotrichiellaceae. The transcript is spliced from 3 exons. The record is from RefSeq and is a predicted model, not a curated record. Gene Ontology annotation, biological process: mitochondrial translation.
AUGCCUCGCGGCAUACGAGUCCGCGCGAGAGUCAACGUCCGAACAACUCCGCCGGUCCUCCGCACGAAACGAGUCCAUCCCGUCGACGGCGACGGGCCUCGACUCUGGAACGCCAAACGACGCAUCCAAUCCAGCAAAGGGCUCUCCUUCUGGCAAGCCAAGAACUUGGUAAACAAGGAUGAACUGCGGCGGCAGACGUGGCCCGGCUGCAAGGCAUGGAAGCCACUAAUCGACAACGAGGAAAUAAACAUGGAGUGGUGGAAGCUCGACAGCGAGGCUCUGCCGCAGUUCAUUGAGGCACACCCCAACCUACGGACGCUAUCGCCAGACGUCAAGACCUUCAUCCAGCAAGGGUCCAUCAACCUCAACCGCUCCAACAUUCUACGCAUAUUGCUAGACCCCUCGAAAUACUUCUCCUUCCCCUCCAAUGUCCCGCACAGCAUGCGGAAGCAGGUCUACUUCCCGUCCCCCGAAGACGCAGUCGUGCUCAUGCGCACACCCCAUCUCGGCCCGCGCUACUCCGCCUUCGACGUACCACUACACUUCAACAAGCUCGACCUGAAAGCCUACCUCAAGGACGUCUACAACGUUGAUGUACUGCACAUCCGCAGCGCCGUCUUUCAGCAGAAGCUCGACCGCAAGGAAGGCCGCGACAUGUACUCGCGCGGCCAGGCCUUCCGGCCGGGCAGCAAGAAGAAAAUGACCUGUCUGCUUGCGAAGCCGUUCGUCUACCCUGAAGAGCCCGAGAAUCUCGACGCCUGGGAGCACAACGAAUACUGGGCCUCGAUGAAGGCCAUUGUGGAAAAGAACCGCGAGGAGUCCGAAUGGGGCAUGCACAACCCGAACCAGAAACACCGCAAAGCUAUCGCCGUGCAAGCGCAGCAGUUGCUCAAAGGCAAGACGCGGUGGGCGCCCACGUGGCAGAAUUUCGCCGACGAUUGGCGUGCUAUGCGUGGGCUCACUGGGGCGGAGUCCACACAGCAGCCCGUCGGAGGGUCGGGGCCGUCUGUAUGA